Molecule: messenger RNA, 460 nt
Organism: Anastrepha ludens (Mexican fruit fly)
Lineage: Eukaryota; Metazoa; Arthropoda; Insecta; Diptera; Tephritidae
Exons: 3
Coding region: 1-387 (128 amino acids)
Source: RefSeq, a predicted model, not a curated record
AUGGUUUUGUAUUUUCCAUCUGCUUCACUCGGUUGCUCGGUACGUGUAAAACAGAGUCCAGUAGCACGUAUGACCCAGAAAUCGUGUGUAAGAAUGGGCAUUAAUAAUGACAGCUCCACCAGCAGCGCAGCAGUACAGAACACACCCGUAGACAUCCCAUCUGUGCCACAACAACAAACAUCAAAAAGAAAGCUAAAUGAUAACGAACACGAUAUUCGGCCGGCCAAACGAAUAUUCGAUGAGAAUGAGACAGAGGAAACGAAACGUUUAAACUUUCAACAAUUGCAAAGACUUGUUUUGUUGAAGCAAAAUAAAGUUCUUUCAUUGAAAUUAAAAGUUUUAGAAGAUCGGGUUGCAGAAAAGGAGCUAAAUUUGGACGAAUAUUAAAACAUAAAAUUCAUUAUACUUAUUUUUACUGAAUAUCUGUUUUUUUUUAACUAACACUAAAACUUAAAAGUAA